UCGCCCGCCCGGCCAAGUAGUUGUCUUCUUUUGUGUAAAUUGUAAUUGAGAGAGAGAGAGAGAUUUCCACUUCCUCUCUAUUUAUAACUAUAUAUACAUAAAUCAAAUGACGUCUACGAUAUGAAAUCCCAACUAUUCAUUCCUUCCACGCUUUCCGUAUUCUUCGAUUGUGUAUUCCCUGAUUCCUCGACUCCACGCAUUCUCAUCGGUUCCUCGUCCCAGUAAACACUACUCUUGUUUCUCUCAGCCUUUUUCCUUUCUCUCAUGGCACAAAUAAUCGGAGAUAGGAUCAAAUAUGAAGAGGAGUUUAUAUUGAACUCCCGAGGAAUGAAACUUUUCACAUGCAGAUGGCUCCCUGCAACACGAGAACCAACAGCCUUGAUCUUUAUGUGCCAUGGUUACGCUAUGGAAUGCAGUAUCUCGAUGAAAGAUACUGGAAUUCGACUUGCAAACGCCGGUUUUGCGGUUUACGGGAUAGAUUACGAAGGCCAUGGAAAAUCGUCCGGCUUGGACGCUUACAUUCCUUGCUUUGAUGAUCUCGUUAACGACUGCUCCGACCAUUUUACCAGCAUUUGUGAGAGGAAAGAGAACAGUAAAAAGCUGAGAUAUCUCUUAGGAGAGUCAAUGGGGGGUGCUGUGGCUCUCCUUUUACACAGAAAGAAGCCAAAUUAUUGGGAUGGUGCGGUCUUGGUUGCUCCCAUGUGUAAGAUUGCUGAUGAAAUGAAGCCUCAUGCGGUGGUUAUCAACGUUUUAACUCAACUCUGCAAGAUUAUCCCCACUUGGAAGAUAAUCCCAACAAAAGACAUAAUUGAUAUUGCCAUUAAAGAGCCUCAAAGAAGAGAGGAGGUUCGAUCAAACCCAUAUUGCUACAAAGGAAGACCUCGCUUGAAAACCGGCAACCAACUACUGGCAGUCAGUUUAGAUAUAGAACAGAACCUUCACGAGGUAAAAUUGCCGUUUCUAAUCGUGCACGGAGGGGAUGAUAAAGUGACAGAUCCAUCUGUGAGUAAGUCAUUGUAUGAAUCAGCAUCAAGUUCAGACAAAACAUUCAAGUUGUAUCCUGGGAUGUGGCAUGCGCUCACGUCUGGUGAACCUGUGGAAAACAUAAAUGUUGUUUUCGGUGAUAUCAUAAACUGGCUGGAGGAGAGAACCACCCUCGGAAAUUCCAGAUUAGAGAUGGAGCAGAAGCUUGCCUGUGAUACUAAGUCAAAAUCCCUUCAACUUCGAGGCAACAAAUCGGUUGUGGAACUCUAAUCAAUUAAUGCUGGAAUGGCUGCCAUAAAUUCUUUUCAACUUAAUUUUAGUUUAGUAUCUUUGUAGGAUAUAAGUUGGAGAUAUGUGGGUGUUAUGGAAACAGAAGAAGAAUUCUAUAUAUGUGAAUGUGAAUAACAUAUAUAACCAAAUUUCAUUA
Molecule: messenger RNA, 1411 nt
Organism: Nelumbo nucifera (sacred lotus)
Lineage: Eukaryota; Viridiplantae; Streptophyta; Magnoliopsida; Proteales; Nelumbonaceae
Product: caffeoylshikimate esterase-like
Source: RefSeq, a predicted model, not a curated record